AUGUCUGCUUCAAGUGCACUCUCUGGUUCGGGCACAAUUGCUAGUUAUGCUAAGAAAAUUAACCCAACGAAGCGACCAGAUGUCGAGAUCCAUCUAGAUGAUCAUCAUGAUGGAAAGACCUAUACAACAUUUGAUGCUUUGUCAGGCAAUGCCUCAAUCACAGCUCCUCAUGAUGCACAAUUCGAUGAGAUCCAAAUCACACUCGAAGGCGUUACUCGAACAUAUGUCGAAAACAUAUCUCAGUCCAGCGCAACAUCUAGAACAACAGCCAUUCACAGAUUUCUGAAACUCAUCAUGCCAAUUCGAGAAGCCGCAUAUCCUCAACCACGAAUUGCUGAAGCCGGCAAAACAUAUAUCUUUCCUUUCAACUUUGUCAUCCCAGAACAACUCCUUCCAACUUCUUGCGCACAUCCUUGUGAUGCUGAUCAUGUCCAGAUGGCACAUCUGCAAUUACCUCCUAGCAUGGGCGAUCGCGAAGCAUCGAUACUAGAUGAUUUGUCCCCAGAGAUGAGCAAAGUUAUAUACUCAGUCAACGCCAAGGUAAUCAAACACACCGAGAUUUCAAGGAAGCCGAUUUCUGUCGUCGAGGGUUCAAAGAAACUUCAAAUAAUACCAAUGGUGGCGGAAGCACCUCCUAUGAGUAUUUCAGCGAAUGAAAAGAAUGAUUACCUGCUAUCGAAGACAAAGUCUCUUAGGAAAGGCAUGUUUUCUGGGAAAUUAGGAAAGAUAACUGUGUCGGCUGAUCAAACUGGAGCGAUUAUUCUCCCAUCUCCUGGAAGUUCCUCGGUGGCCACAACAAUGGCAACUGUCAAGCUACAUUUUGAACCACACAAUUCUAGCUCACAACCUCCCCGUCUUGGUGGUCUCGUUACAAAAAUUAAAGUAUCAAGUUUCUACGGCACCAAGCCGGCAAAAUCCUUUCCCUGCAGAUCGAGCAUGACAUUAAACAUUGAACCUGCCCGACAAGUUUAUCAGACGUCAGUUCCUCUCUCAUCGAGGUGUGUUGAGCAAGUCUCGUGGGUGAAGCACUUGCCACAACCAGAUUUAUCCCGACGAGCUUCUACCGUAUCAUCAAGUUCGUCUGAUUACUCAGACAACUCACAAAUGUCACUAAAGGGAAAAGAAAAGAUCUAUUAUACAGCCGAUAUUCUAGUCCCAAUUUCACUACCUUCAUCGAAGACUUGGGUGCCCUCAUUCCAUUCAUGUAUCACCUCGCGAUCCUAUUCCCUUGAUCUUGCCUUGACCAUCCAUACUCCGGGGGCAGGCGUUCCAUCCUCCUCGGUCAAACUUUGUCUUCCAAUACAAAUAGCAUCUCAAGGUAGCCGAACCGCACCAGCCGUUCUUACUGCUGCAGAAGCUGCUGCUGAGCUAGCUAAUGUAAAUGAAUAUCUGAUGCCAAGAAUCAUUGAAAUACCAAGGGAGGACUUGGUUGAGAACAGUUUUUUGCAAUCUAGCUUUACUGUUCCACGAUCAGAGUUGCCUCCGAGCUAUGAGCACACUGAGCACACUGAGCAAGCAAGCAGACAAGUUGAUCCAUCGAGGUGCUAA
Messenger RNA from Sclerotinia sclerotiorum 1980 UF-70, 1548 nucleotides. RefSeq lists its product as hypothetical. The coding region runs from base 1 to 1548 and encodes 515 amino acids. NCBI's taxonomy places the organism in Eukaryota, Fungi, Ascomycota, Leotiomycetes, Helotiales, Sclerotiniaceae. The transcript has a single exon. The record is from RefSeq and is a predicted model, not a curated record.